This is a messenger RNA of Erigeron canadensis, 3067 nucleotides long. RefSeq lists its product as uncharacterized. Bases 2644 to 2967 code for a protein of 107 amino acids. The record is from RefSeq and is a predicted model, not a curated record. Lineage: Eukaryota; Viridiplantae; Streptophyta; Magnoliopsida; Asterales; Asteraceae. The transcript has 3 exons.
GAAAAGGACAUGAUGCGUGAUCUUGGGUGAAAUACGGCUUGUAUCUUGGCAGGGCAAACACCUAAACUUUUACUGUGUUUGCAGCCAUGGCGGUGCCUGAUCCACUUCAUCGCAACCAAAUUCUUGCAGAUCUGAGCUUUCUAACUUUAAAUAACAUUACAUUAUGCUGCAUUUUUGGGUUCAGAAAAGAAUGUGAAUUCAGAGGUACGAGCCUAUAGAACAGAUCCUGUUCGAGUAAAGUCGUAAAGAAUGUGGAUUUUUUAUAAAAAGAUUGUAACCCCCAAUGCCGUCCUCCACGGGUUUUGGGUCCCAAAAUACCUUGACGGUAUAGGGGGUAAGUUGAGAUGUAGACAACCUUACCUCUACCUAGGAAGGGAGGCUGCUCCAGGUUCUAUUUAAAUGAUAGAAAGGACCUCCGGCCUUAGCAUGGGGUGAGGAUUGAACCCUUGUCCUUUGUCUCCGAAAGCAUGGGUGUUAACAACUUAAUUCAACCAUGCUACUUUGUGAUAUCUAUAUCUAAAUGUAUAUUAAAUGUUUAUAUAACAUGUCUUGAAAUCUUUUAACAAUGUGAAUUCUAUUAUUUCUAUAUCCGAAUGUAUAUUUGAUUAUACUUUGGGUUUAGUCCUGCAUCCUCAAGAAUUUAAUAGUAGACUUGGAGUCAUAAAGAAGAUGGCCACAUACAUAUUAACUUGUAAAUAAAUGGGGGACAAUCCAUAUGCUGGGAAAAAUAGAAGGAAGCUUAGGCGAAAGAGAGAAGGUAGCUUUUAAAAAGGGUGGUUGCCACAUCAUCUCUCUUUUGCCAAUCAUCUAUCUAAAAAAAAGGGGUAAUUGGAUGGAAACCCUUGAUUCCAUUUACCAAUUGGUACCCCACUAAUCCCCCAGCCACACUCCAGGUUAAUCCCAACCACUUAAUAAUCUCCUGGUUAUCUCAGGUUUGCCUUUGGCAAGACUCGAACCCAAGACCUCCCCUGGAAAGUGGCGGCUGGUGGACACUGGGCUAUUAUCCAAUGGUUUCAUCUAUCUAUCUAUCUUAAUGGAUGAUGCUGAAUGAUGUUUGAGCUCAUGAUUUUCUUCCUUCCCCCACAUGGUUUUAUCUUAUUUUAUUUAUGAUCUGUUGUUUACCGCUGCAUAAUACAUGUUUCAUUUCUGAGCCAAUGAUUUCACUUUCCCUGUUAUGUUAACUGAUAAACAUUGGUCUGGAGUCUGGUACCUUAUAUACCAUAAAACUGUUAAGGCGAUGAUGAUAUCUUUCUGCAUUUGAUACCUUUUUCUGGAAAAUUUCGGCCAAAUCUUGGCAGGGCAAACACCAAACCUGUUAUUGUGUUUGCAGCCAUGGCGGUGUCUGAUCCACUUUAUCGCUACCAAAUUCUUGCAGACUGAGCUUUCUGACUUUAAAUUACAUUACAUUAUGCUGCAUUCUCGGAUUCAGAAAAGAAUGUGAAUUCAGAGGUACGAGCCUAUAGAACAGAUCCUGUUCAACUAAGGUCGUAAAGAAUGUGAAUUUUAUAUCUGAAUGUAUAUUAAAUGUAUACAUAACAUGUCUUGAAAGAAUGUGGGUUCUAUAUCUGAUGUAUAUUAGCUUAUACUUUGGGUAUAGACCUGCAUCCUCAAGAAUUUAAUAGUAGACCUGGAGUCAUGAAUCACACAAAGUCUUUCAAGAGAAGAUAAUGGGGGACAAUCAAUAUGCUUGAAAAAGAUAGAAAGAACCUAAGGCUAAAGAGAGAAGGUAGAUUUCAAAUAGGGUGGUUGCCGUGUUAUCUCUCUUUGCUAAUCAUCUGUGUAUCUAUGUAUCUACCUAUCUUUAUGGUAUGGAUGAUGCUUAAUGAUGUUUGAGCUCAUGAUUUCGUUCCUUCCUCCCAUUUAUUCAAAAUGAUCAUCAACCCUUUUAAAAUUAAUAAGCAGAAAGAUAUAUGAAAUGAUUUAUAUAUCCUUUUGAAAGGGUUGUUUGGUUAAACUUAUUAUAAUAGCUUGCUUUUAGUAAUGAAAACUAAAUGUGAAAGGUGCGAUGAUGAUGAUGAUACAUAUCUUUCUGCAUGUUAGCGUCUUUUUUUUUUCCUGUAGGUAUAUAUUGGAAAAUCGAAUAUGCAGUUGACUGCAAAGUUCAUAGAUGCAAUCACACACACAUAUCAUAUAGAUGAUAGAUAUAUUACAAAAAUGCCCCCUUGUUUUUCAAGGUAACUUCAUCGAGAAAUGAUGCAGUUAACUGCAUCCAAUCUAAGCCCAUAUUGUUAUGGAAUUUCAAAUUUUGGGAUGAACUUCGGGCCAUAUCUUGGCGGGGCAAACCACUAUCCGAAUUGUUGGUGUUUGCAGCCCAUGUUGGUGUUUCUGAUCCCCUUAUUUACGGUUUCACACACACACACACACACACACAUAUACGCAUAUUGGCAGAUCAGACUAUCUGAGCCUAUGACUCCCAAGUUAUAAUGUGUUGUCCCGAGUCUCAGUAUUGUUGACUGUUUGCUGAUAAACAUGAUCUGGAAUCUGGCGCCUUAUUCAUCAUAUAACUGUGAAGGCGAUGAUGAUAUUAUUCUGCAUUUGAUUCUUUUUCUGAACAGGACAUAUGAUACCUGUUCUUGUUCCCAGGUGAAAUUCAGCCCGUAUCUUGGCAGGGCAAACACCUAAACUUUUAUUGUGUUUGCAGUCAUGGCGGUGCCUGAUCCACAAUAUUGCUACCAAAUUCUUGCAGAUCUGAGCCUUCUAACUUUAAAUUACACUACAUUACAUUACGUUGCAUUCUCGAGUUUAAAAAAAAGAAGGUGCUUAAAACGAGAUCUUCUAGCUCAAAUUGAUCUGGUAGGAAAGGAGGUUUGGGCGUUUUAUUGGUUAAGUUGGGCCAGAUCUUGGCAGGGUAAGCUGAACUUCGCAGCAGCCAUGACGGUGCCUCGUCCCCCUUUUCCUAAUCAUUCCAGGUGGUGUCCCUUUGUCUGUGAAUCCAAAGAACAUUUUUGUUUGCCUCAAUGCCCGUGAUCAUCUACGUUAUGGGGUUGUUUACUUGGAUGAUAGUAUGUUUUGUGGGUGAUACCUGCCACUUUGAAUAUGGUAUAGCUGGUAAGCCAUAUACCAUCGU